AUGGAACGGGAACGGGAACCUCUCAAACGGUAUACCGCUCAACCCUCCGCGCACGCUGGUCUACCAAGGCGAGAGGCUGCCCGUCCCGUUCCUAUCGGAGAGGUUCACGCAGCACGCCACGCGGCGCGCGUUGUGCGCUCGCACGGGCUCUCGGCACUCUCUGCGCACGUGCUUCAUUCUCCCUCAGCUGGGGACACCCACACUGGUGGGGCAGAUGGCGCAGCGGGAGGGGAGAAGGUGAAAAGAGAGGCAGUGGGAGAGAGGGAGUGGCGUGCUGCUGUAGCGGACUGCAUGCAGUGGGUGGAGGGUGAUGAGAAGGGGCUUUUCGGCUCGGCAGGCAGCGUCGCCAGUAGCUGCAGCAGCGGUGGCGUUGGUGGGAGUGGCGGCAGGGACGAGGGUGCCGAUGAGUCGUUGAUCGAGAGCGUGCGCAAGCUGCCACCUAAUCGGCCAGCCCCUUCCCUUGCACCAGCUCUAUUUCCACAACUCCACCUUCCCCUCCCUACUGCACAUCCCUCGCCUUCCUCUAACUGUGUCACCAGCUUCCCAGCGCUCCUGCCUCGCUAUGUGGCCCUGCGAUCGGCCAUCCAACCAUGGAGCGACCUGUUCUUUCGCCGGCACAGCCGCCGACCCACCGUGAGUGCUUUAACGUCUCGUGGUGCUCGCUCAUCGUAUCAUGAGUUGUUGCUUAUCGUUGGUCGGUCAUCUGAUGAGAUGUGGCUGGCCGUUCUCCUGUCGAAGCGGGAAGAGGUGCAGCAGGAAUGUGCAUGGCGUGUUGCAAGCAGCUACUCUCCUCAUUCCUGUGGAGUUCACAGUGCAGUGCAGGCUGUCAUGCUGCGCCUGCGCCCCCACGUGCUAGACCAAGGCCACCCUGACAAUGCCGCUCAGCUCGCUAAAGCCCGCGCAGCCUUCACCCUUGACAGCACCUUUGCUGCUCGACUGGAGCGACUAACUCCACAAGCCAGAUGGAGAGCGACCACCACAUCCCGUCUUUCCUCCUCUUCGUCUUCUGCCUCCUCCUCUUCCUCCUCAUCCUCUUUCUCUUCCUCGUCGUUCUCUGGCGCGCAGUAUCCCUCCAAUCCGCCGUCCUCCCCGCCUGUCUCCUUCUACUCCUACUCAUCCUCGGCAGCCUUCCCGGAUUCCCACACUUCCCAGUCCUCCCCGUUGUGGCUACACCCCCCUGCUCCUCCAGCUGCUGCUGGCGCCUCCCCUGCUCCUAGCCCUUCCUUUCUGCCGCCUCCUCCCUCACUUGUCUCGUCCAACGUGGCUGCUUCGUUCGAUGACGUGGACGAGUGGCUGCUUUCUGUGGGGGGAGAUGGCGGUUCAGAGGGGAAUGGGGGAACAGAGCUUCUGAACACGCAACAGUCGAUAUUUGAUGAGGGGAGUGAGGGGGAGUGGGGGAAGGAGGAGGUGGGGGAGGGGGAGGUGGGAGACGAGGAGGGGGGAAGCCCCUCGGCUGCUGAAGAAGUGGAAGCAAGUGGAAUAGAUGUGGGAUGUGAGGAUUUGGGUGGCUUGGGCUUUAAGCAGGGGGCUGGGGUUGAGUGGGGGUUGAGUAGGAUUAUGCGAGAGGUGGAGGAAGGGCAGGGAGGGGCACCGCAGCAAGGGGAGGAGGAUAUUGGUGACAGGUUAGUGCGCGCUCCGCCGUGCCCAUGUCUCACUGACCAGCGCGCAUGCGCGUCCGCCAUGUUCUCCGCGCAACCUUCCUCUCUCCGCGCGCACUUUCUCGGAACCUGGCCGUCGCAUCAGGCGCACCGCCAUCACCAGUUGCACACCAGUUUCCAGCCAACCUCUCCCCUCAAACUCACUCGCGCGCAAGCCGCCGAACAACCCACCAAUUCCAGCCUCGUUCCGCCCACUCAUGGCGGCAAUUCCGCUGCAAUUCCGCUUCCAGGCCGCGGCUCGGUGGCUAGCAGGGCGGCCGUGACAUCUCAGCCGAUGCCGGACUCCGGAGGAUUCUUCCGCGCGCCUUCGCCUGUACCCAUGCUGCAAAAAAUUUUUCAGGCUGCAAGUGCCGCUGCAAUUGCCGUGCCUCUUAAGUUUCCCCAACCCACUGCAGAAGCUCCUCCGAAAACAGUCACCAAGACUACCCCCACCGAAGCCGCCGCCGCCGGGGCCGCUACAGCUACCGCCGCUAAUGCGGCGUCUGCCGCCGUUUUGACAGGAGUGGGCGCGCGAUCGCCGGCGGUCGCGAAGAACAAGGCGCGAUCCGGCUGGCGCAGCGAUCUGCACAUCAGCCGCGCGCUGCCGCUGCCCAUGACCGCGCCGAACUCGCAGCCGUUACCGUUGGAGGCGGUGGAAGAGAUGGUUCGCUGCGACCCUGAGAUGCAGGACUGCAAGGAGGUGGUGUAUCAGUGGACGGGCAAGUGCACGCGGUGCAGCGGCACUGGGUACGUGUCGUUCCGGCGCAAGCGAGGCAAGGACUACACGGGCACGUGCAUCACCUGCUCUGGCAUCGGCUACGUGCAGCGAUUCACAGUGCGGGAUAGCAUUCGGGUUAUGGAGGAGCUGGAAGAGAACCCGUGGCGGUGA
Molecule: messenger RNA, 2526 nt
Organism: Closterium sp. NIES-65
Lineage: Eukaryota; Viridiplantae; Streptophyta; Zygnematophyceae; Desmidiales; Closteriaceae
Source: the annotation of a GenBank genome assembly